GUGAGAGACUCGUAGGUAUAUCAUAGCAGUUACAGCAGUAGUGGACUGCUUUACUUAUUCUCACUCAAACAUUUAAAUCAAAGGACUUUGACAUGUAUUCAAACAAGAUUGACGGGCCGCGCAGAGGAAGGUCUUUCGACUCUAUGAGUUCUUCAUUGCAUACUUGUUACGAGGAAAAGCAACUGAAUAAUGAGAUGAAAAAAUGUACAUUCAGCAAGAUCGACGAGAACAAGGACAACAAGAGUUCAUCUUGGGAGAAUGGUCGGUCUUUAGAAAAGGGUCGCACAGCCAUCGCCUUCUCCCUCAAAAAUGAAGUUGGCGGGCUAGUUAAGGCACUAAAACUUUUUCAAGAGAACCACGUCAACCUUGUUCACAUCGAGUCCCGAAAAUCGAGGCGGCGCGGCUCAGAGUUUGAGAUCUUUGUUGACUGUGACAGCAGCCACGAGCAACUCAAGGAGCUCACUGAGCUGCUACAUAAGCAUGCUGCCAACGUAGUUGAUAUGGACCAUGACCAACCUGACAAUUCCAGCCUGCCUGAAGAAGACACUGAAGAUAUUCCCUGGUUCCCAAAGACAAUCUCGGACCUGGACAUGUGUGCUAACCGUGUCUUGAUGUAUGGCUUAGACCUGGAUGCUGAUCACCCAGGCUUCAAGGACAACGUCUAUCGCAAAAGAAGGAAACACUUUGCUGAUCUUGCCAUGAGCUACAAACAUGGGGAACCAAUUCCGCAUAUCGAGUUCACAGAGGAGGAGGUGAAGACCUGGGGUGUGGUCUAUCGGGAGCUCAAUAAGCUGUAUCCAACCCAUGCUUGCCGGGAGUACCUGAAGAACCUGCCACUGCUGUCCAAGCACUGUGACUGCAGGGAGGACAACAUCCCCCAGCUGGAAGAUGUGUCACACUUCCUCAGAGAACGCACAGGCUUUAUCAUUCGGCCCGUGGCAGGUUACCUCUCCCCACGAGACUUUCUGGCAGGUUUGGCUUUCCGGGUUUUCCACUGCACUCAGUAUGUUCGCCACAGCUCUGAUCCUCUCUACACACCUGAGCCAGACACAUGUCAUGAGCUUUUGGGUCAUGUCCCUCUGCUGGCGGAGCCUAGUUUUGCCCAGUUCUCCCAGGAGAUAGGUCUGGCUUCUCUGGGGGCCUCAGAUGAGUCUGUCCAGACGCUGGCCACCUGUUACUUUUUCACAGUAGAGUUUGGCCUGUGUAAACAGGAGGGAAAGAUGAGAGCCUACGGCGCAGGACUUCUCUCCUCUAUCAGUGAGCUGAAGCAUGCACUCUCUGAUAAUGCAAAGAUCCUGCCCUUUGACCCCAAAGUCACCUGCAAGCAGGAGUGCAUUAUCACUACAUUCCAAGAUGUCUACUUUGUGUCAGAGAGUUUUGAAGAGGCCAAAGUCAAGAUGAGAGAGUUUGCCAAGACCAUCAAGCGUCCGUUUACAGUGAGGUACAACCCCUACACCCACAGUGUGGACGUGCUGAAGGACACAUCCAGUAUCAACAGCAUGGUGGAGGAUCUGAGACAUGAACUGGACAUCGUGGGCGACGCCCUACAGCGCCUUAACAAACACUACGCUGUCUGACCUUCCUGCCUGGCCCUCAUACUUGACAAGGGUUGCAAAAUUCUGGUAACUUUCCCAACAUUUACAGGUAGUCCAGAAAUCCCGGUUGGGGGAUUCACAGAAUCAGGAGGAAAUAAGCAAGAUAUCUGAUAUCCUCCAAACAGGAUUUUUGGAAAACAUGGGAAUUUUUGGAAAUGUUACAACCAUAUAUACCUGACACAGCCCUAUACUGCUGUCUGUAGUUGUCUACCACCUGAUCCUUACCAAGCAGCUCACUGCUUUAAUCCUACUCACUGAUAUCCCCAAACAGCCUUUUACCUACAAAAUAAAUGAUAACUCUUAAAAUUCAAACUUUAUAUUCUCUUCAUUAAAUUAUUAACCAGUAGUUUACUUUGAAAUUCAAUACAUUUUUGAGUUUGUCAUUUGAAUAAUGAUAUUGACUAAGGAUGAUUAGAAUGUGACCGAAACUGACCUUUCCUUGGCUCUUGCUUAUAAUUACUAAUAUUCUCUUGUUUUUUAUAUACUGUAUUUCUUAUCUAUUGAAAGUUCUAUGUUAAUGCAACAGGAGUCUUAUAGAUAUUGUAUUGUACUCUAUUGGCAUACACCGUUUCAAUAAAUGUGUGAAUGUGCUAGUGUGGAUGUAAAGUUACAUGCUUGUGUGUAUAGUGAUUGACAGUCUGUGUACAUGUAUUAUCACAUUGCACAAAGCAUAGAAAUAUGGUAGUAUUAUAAAAUUGUGUGUGUGUGUGUGUGUGUACCUACCUUAUCGGCCUUCUGCUGCUGCUGCUGUUGACCUCCAGUGGUCUAUUUUGCAUAAUAUAUUCAAGGAAGGAAUUUAUGUGCAUGUAUUAGUGUUUGGAUGAUGAUAAUGUACUUCUGAUAACUCUUAAAAUUGAAAAAUCUAUAAUUUGUGUAAAUAGAUCCCUGGUAAACCAAUCCUUGCAUUGGGAAGUGUGUGUCUGUAUUCUGGGUGUCUAGUUAUAGUGAAAUAUUUACAUUAGUUGCUUUGUUCUGUUUUUCUUCUCAUUAAAUGUACUCCAUGUUCA
Salvelinus fontinalis (brook trout) is the source of this 2602-nucleotide messenger RNA. RefSeq names its product tryptophan 5-hydroxylase 1-like. Bases 93 to 1577 code for a protein of 494 amino acids. Gene Ontology annotation, molecular function: tryptophan 5-monooxygenase activity; iron ion binding. NCBI's taxonomy places the organism in Eukaryota, Metazoa, Chordata, Actinopteri, Salmoniformes, Salmonidae. The transcript has 11 exons. The record is from RefSeq and is a predicted model, not a curated record. Gene Ontology annotation, biological process: aromatic amino acid metabolic process; serotonin biosynthetic process. Gene Ontology annotation, cellular component: neuron projection.